Messenger RNA from Callorhinchus milii (elephant shark), 720 nucleotides. Its product is annotated as lysoplasmalogenase-like protein TMEM86A. The record is from RefSeq and is a predicted model, not a curated record. The transcript has 2 exons. NCBI's taxonomy places the organism in Eukaryota, Metazoa, Chordata, Chondrichthyes, Chimaeriformes, Callorhinchidae. Bases 102 to 524 code for a protein of 140 amino acids. Gene Ontology annotation, cellular component: membrane.
ACGGCAGUGCUCUGAAGCUGCUCGCAGGCCUGUUGUCUUCAGCAGUAGGUGAUGUCCUCCGCACCACAUCUGGGCAGCUGUACUGCAUCGAUGGAGAGGCUAUGUUCGGGCUUGCCUACCUCUUCUACAUCUGGAUGUUUGGUCUGAAGCCUCUGAACCUGUUGGCUGCCUCUUUCUUGGUGGCUGUAGGCACUUUGUACUUGCUGUUCCUCAGCAGAUGCCUCUGGGAUGAAAAACCCUUCCAAUGGCUGGUUUAUGUCUACAGCAUUCUAAUAGGAACCAUGUGUUGGCGAGCGAGUGCCGGCAUGUUCUUCACUGAGUACUGGUCUUGGGUCAAGCUGUUUGCAUCUGUUGGAGGGCUGCUGUUUCUAGUGUCGGAUUUCACCUACGCCGUCGAUUCAUUUUGCUUUCCUGUGCACAGCUCAGGAAUGAUUGCUGCUGCCUACUUCGCAGCACAGAUGUUUAUUACCGUCUCUGUCGUCAACAGUGCAGAUAAGGCUUUAAAGAAUAGUAAACAGAAGUAGUACGGUGUUACCCCCUCACUUUGCACCAAAUAAGUAAUAAGUUGUUAUAGGCUAAAUCAAAAGGCACUACAACACGUUACAGAUCAGGUGCCAGAUCAGUGGCAGAAAUGAACCGUUUGCCUCGCUGUACAAUAGGUGCAGUUAUUUCAAUGGAAUGUGUUUUUAAAAGCUGUCAAUUUCUAACAGAGAGUUUCUC